AUGUUGCGAGUGUUCAUUCUAUGUGCAGAACGCCUGCAAACGCCAGAUGACGACAUCAGCGACGCCUACUGCACCGUCUCGCACGAAGGGUCCAAGAAGAAGACCAAGGUCAUCAAGAACAAUCCCAAUCCGGUUUGGAAUGAGGGAUUUGAAUGGGAUCUGAAGGGGGUUCCUUUGGACCCGGGAGCCGAGCUUCACUGCGUCGUCAAGGACCAUGAAAAGAUGGGAAGGAACAGGUUUCUGGGUGAAAGUCGGCUUUCCGUUCGAGACGUUUUCAGCUCUCCUAGCUUGGCGGCUUGCUUCACUGUCCCUCUGCUGGACACCAAAAGGAACAACACAGGGGCAACGCUUACCGUCCAGGUUUCCUACAUCCCCCCUCCCGGAACAGUUCCUAUCUUCCAAUCCCCAUCGAUGCCGGAACCCCUGCCUCACAGCAACCCAAAUGUGGAGCUGGACACGGUUACAAUGAUCUCCCUGGACACUUUGGGCGAGGAGGACACUGAGAGCAUGAUUAUGGUUGAAGUCCCGGAGGAGCAGGGUGCAGAUGAUGGCCGCUCACUGGUGGUAGGCCCUCAGGGACCUCAGGGCCAAGAAUCGCCCGGCGCCCAGGUCCCGAAACGCUCCCCACCCUCUUACAACGCGCAUGGAGGGCUGAAGAGGAGGCGGCGAGGCACCAGCAGUCAACCCAAACCACUGCCUAACAAGCCUCAGGACAUUCAGGUUCGCGUGAGGGUAAUCCAGGCUCGACAACUACCGGGAGUCAACAUCAACCCGGUGGUCAAGGUUACGGUGGCUGGACAGAGCAGGAGGACGCGCAUCCGUAGAGGGAACAAUCCAACUUUUGAUGAGACUUUCUUCCUGAACUUCUUCGAGACGCCGUCCGACUUGUUUGACGAGCCCAUCUUCAUCACGGUGUGCGAUUCGCGCUCCCUCCGAACGGACGCCGUCAUCGGAGAAUUCAAGCUGGACUUGGGCGUCAUCUACAGCGAGCACCGACACUGCUACUUAAGGAAGUGGUUACUCCUCUGCGACCCUGAUGACCUGUCUGCUGGGGUCAAAGGUUAUCUCAAAGUCAGCCUGUGGGUGUUAGCCGCUGGAGAUGAGCCACCGGCGGACAAGCGCGAUUGCGUGGAGGACAAAGAGGACAUCGAGGGAAACUUGCUGAAGCCCGCUGGUCUGUCCCUCAGAGCGGCGGCCUUUACCUUGAGGGUCUUCAGAGCUGAAGACCUUCCACAGAUGGAUGAUGCCUUCAUGGACGGGAUGAGGCAGGUUUUCGGAUUUGACAGCAAUAGGAAGAACCUGGUGGAUCCGCUGGUGGAGAUCCAUUUUGCUGGGAAAACAGUCUGCACAAAGGUUCUGGAGAAAAACGCCAAUCCACAAUGGCACCAGAGUCUCACAAUGCCAAUUCGGUUUCCAUCCAUGUGUGAGAAGAUGAGGAUCCGACUUCUUGACUGGGAUCGGGCAAGUCACAAUGAUGUCAUUGGCACCGCCCACCUCUGCAUGUCCAAAAUCUCCGCCCCUGGAGGCGAGAUUGAGGACGACUUGACCCCACGGAACGUCCUCUCUGGCAUGGACGACACGCUUGGAUUCUUGCCCACGUUCGGUCCGUGUUUUGUCAACUUGUACGGCAGUCCCAGAGAGUUCAGCACCUUCAAUGACCCCCAUGAAGCGUUGAACCUCGGAAAAGGGGAGGGCGUAGCCUACCGAGGUCGGGUCUUGCUGGAGCUGACCACAAAGCUGGUGGACAAACCGGAGUCCAAAAAUGAAGACAUUUCAUCGGACGAUCUGCUCGUAGUUGAAAAGUUCCUGAGGAAGAGGAAGUUCUCUCUCUUCGUGGCGUUUUACUCCGCCACGCUUCUCCAGGACGUUGACGACGCCGUCCAGUUCGAGGUCAGCAUCGGUAAUUACGGCAACAAGUUCGACUACAGCUGUCUUCCGCUGGCCUCCACCACGCAGUUCAGCAGGGCCGUGUUUGACGGUUGUCACUACUAUUACCUACCUUGGGGAAACGUGAAGCCGGUCGUCGUUCUGUCGUCGGCGUGGGAAGAUAUCGCUCCGAGGAUCGAGGCGCUCAACAUGCUUUUGGCUGCUCUCGACAGACUGGAGGCUAACCUGCGACGAGUGCAGCUGGAAAUGAAAGCGGGAAGCGAGAUGGAUGAGCUGGAACUGCGAGUGGUGGAGCUGUUAGAUCAGGUGAUCGCAGACUGCAGUCAAGAGCUACCCUCUCUCGAGCGCUGGCCGUGCGCGACCCCUCUGGACCGCUCACUCCGACACAUCCGCACCCUGCAUCUGCAGCAGAUAACAGUGGCGGCGCUGGCCCUCAAACACGGACCGGCGACGGAACUUUCCACCGUCAUGGAGCAGGCGGAGGAUUGGGCCGUCCGGUUGAGGAGCUUGGCAGAGGAACCCCAGAACAGCCUCCCUGAUAUCGUGAUCUGGAUGCUGCAGGGCGAGCGAAGGGUGUCGUACUACCGCAUUCCGGCGCACACCGUCCUCUACUCCGAACGCCACAGCGGCAAACACUGUGGACAGCUGCAGACCGUAUUCCUUAAAUAUCCACAAGGGGGCGGCGGGGAGGCCAAACUUCCUGGUCAGCUCAGGGUUAAAGUGUGGUUCGGACUGGCAGCUGACGACAAACACUUCAACUUGUACGCUGAGGGAAAACUCUCCGUGUUCGCAGAGACGUACGAGAAUCAGACCCGGCUCGCCCUUGUGGGAAGCUGGGGAACUACAGGUCUCACUUGCCCCAAGUUCAGUGACGUGACGGGACGGGUGAAACUACCCAAAGAGAGUUUCAAACCCUCGCCUGGUUGGACGUGGGCCGGGGACUGGUACAUAAGCCCGGAAAGGACACUACUGUUUGAUGCGGACGCCGGUCACAUGACCUACACGGAGGAAGUCUUUGAAAACCAGAUGAGGUUACCUGGUGGACAGUGGAUUGGCAUGCCCGAGGGAUACACCGACGUGAACGGGGAAAAGGCCGUGCCGAAAGACGACGUGGAAUGUCCUCCGGGCUGGGUGUGGGAGGAGCCAGAGUGGUGCGAAGACCUCAACAGGGGCGUGGACGAUCACGGCUGGGAGUACGGCAUAACCGUGCCACCAGACCGCCGACCCAAGUCGUGGGUCCCGGCGGAGAAAAUGUACCACACCAACCGGCGAAGACGGUGGAUGCGCAUGAGAAGGCGGGAUCAGCAGAAGAUGGAAGCUCUUAAAAAGCAGCGCCCGGACGAGGCAGCGUGGGAAGGCUGGGAGUACUCCUCGUUGUUCGGCUGGAGGUUCCACCUCAAGCCCAGGAAGACCGACAGCUUCCGGAGGCGCAGGUGGAGGUGCCGAAUGGAGCCCCUGGAGAAAACGGGCCCGGCGGCCAUCUUCGCUCUUGAGUGCUCCCUGAGCAGCAUAGAAGACAAGCACGACGACAAGUCCAUCACAACCACCUUCGGAGUUAACAGACCCACCAUUUCCUGCUUCUUUGAGCGGGGCACCCGCUAUCACCUGCGCUGCUACCUGUAUCAAGCUAGGGACCUGAUCGCCAUGGACAAGGACAGCUUUUCCGACCCCUACGCCAUCGUGUCUUUUCUUCAUCAGUCCCAGAAGACCGUAACAAUACGAAACACCCUCAAUCCCACCUGGGACCAGACGCUCAUCUACUACGAUGUGGAGAUUUUCGGGGACACCGAGGCUGUGAUGUCCAGCCCCCCACAUGUGGUGGUGGAGCUUUAUGACCAGGACACAUACGGAGCAGAUGAGUUCAUGGGUCGCUGCGUGUGCUCGCCUUCGCUGAGCCGCUCGCCCCGUCUGGCCUGGUUCCCGAUCCGUCUCGCCGAUAAGGACGCCGGUGAACUGUUGGCGGCUUUUGAGCUCAUACGCCGGGACAAGCCAGCAAUUCACCACGUUCCAGGGCUUGAGGCCGACAUUGUUACCGCCAGCCAUGUUCUAGAUGAGUUGACGUUCCCGGGAUUUCUCUCUGACAGCGUGCAGCCGUGGUCGGAGGAGGCGGACCUUCCGUGCCUUCCCCCUCAGAGGGAGCCCAAUGUCUUCGUGGUGCCUCGCGGGAUUAAACCUGUCCUGCAGAGAACUGCCAUCGAAGAAAGUGUGUUGGCGUGGGGCGUUCGGAACCUUAAGAGCUUCCAGUUGGCCAGCGUCACUUCUCCGAGCCUGCAGGUAGAGUGCGGCGGCGUCACGGUCCAAAGCUGCGUCAUCCGCAACGUCAAAAAGAAGGCCAACUUUGACGUCAACACCCUCUUCCUCGACGUGAACCUGCCCCUCGAAGAGCUCUACAUGCCACCCCUUGUGAUCAAGGUCAUCGAUAACCGGCAGUUUGGUAGGAAGCCUGUGGUGGGCCAAUGCACCAUUCGUUCCCUGGAGGGGUACCGCUGCCCCCCCGGGGAGGAGGACGAGGAGCCGGAGGACAGUGCUCGGGCGGAGGCGGGCAAAGGCAGAGGUCGGAUGCCCCGCGUGGUCAGCGGCGAUGCCUUCAUCACCGUCGACGACGAGGAGCCGCUCAUCUCGCAUCAGCUUGCAGACGGAGGCAAUUCUGCUAUCAUUAAUCUCUCGGCAUCUAGCUGCAGCCUGCACGAAGAGGAGUUAAUGGACUGGUGGAGCAAGUUUUAUGCCUCCACAGGAGAAACCAACAAGUGCGGGAUGUACCUGGAGCAAGGCUCGGACACCCUGCAGGUCUAUGACAGAGAAUUGGAGAAAGUCGAAGCUUUUGAGGGUCUUUCGGAUUUCUGUCAAACCUUCAAACUGCGGCGAGGAAAGACACAAGGGGAUGGUGAAGAUCCUUCAGUGGUUGGUGAAUUCAAGGGUAUGUUUAAGAUCUACGCCCUUCCAGACGACCCCUUGGCCCCCGCGCCGCCACGAAAGUUCAGGAAGCUGCCUCCCAACGGGGUAGAGGACUGCCUGGUCCGAGUCUAUGUCGUCCAGGCUCGGGGACUUCAGCCUAAAGACGCCAGUGGCAAGUGCGACCCCUACGUGAGGAUCACACUCGGGAAGAAAACCAUCAACGAUCAAGAAAACUACAUCCCCUGCACACUGGAGCCUGUUUUUGGAAAGAUGUUCGAGCUAAGCUGUUCCCUCCCCCAGGAGAAGGACCUGCGGAUUUCGCUGUACGACCACGACGUUCUGACCAAAGACGAGAAGAUUGGUGAGACGGUCGUCGACUUGGAGAACCGCUUACUGUCCAAAUUCGGAGCCGGUUGCGGUCUGCCGCAGUCAUACUGCAUCUCGGGUGUGAACCGGUGGCGGGACCAGUUUACGCCCAGAGAGCUUCUGUCCAGUAUAUGCGAGCAGCAGAACCUACCAAAGCCUGUCUACCACAGAGAGACGGUCCUCUUUAGAGGGGUGCAGUAUUUUGCCUCCGAUCUGGACGGACACCAGUGCCAACGUCACCUGGGCCCGAUCGAAGAGCGUCUUUCACUACAUAUUCUAAGGCAAAUGGGUCGAGUGCCAGAACACGUUGAGACCCGAGCUCUGUAUAACCCGCUACAGCCCGACAUUGAGCAGGGACGCCUGAUGAUGUGGGUGGACCUGUUUCCCAAGUCUCUGGGACCACCCGGACCCCCCUUUAACAUUACACCACGCAAGGCCAAAAAGUUCUUACUGCGCUGCAUCAUCUGGAACACCAGCGACGUCAUCCUGGACGACAUUAGCGUCACUGGAGAGAAGAUGAGCGACAUCUACGUGAAAGGCUGGCUGGACGGGCACGAGCACAACAAGCAGAAGACGGACGUCCACUACCGCUCGCUGGACGGGGAAGCCAACUUCAACUACAGAUUGGUCUUUCCUUUCCUCUACUUGCCGGCCGAGCAGCUCUGCGUCGUGGACAAAAAGGAACAUUUCUGGAACCUGGGUAAAAGUGAAACUAAACUAGCUCCCAGGCUGACCAUUCAGGUGUGGGACAACGACAAGUUCUCCUUCGACGACUACCUUGGUCACCUGGUGACGGACCUGAACCGCAUGAUACGUCCCGCUAAGUCGCCUGAAAAGUGCGACCUGCGUCUGCUGGAGCAGCCGGCCGACCGGCGGGUGUCUCUCUUCGAGCAGAGGACCGUCAAGGGUUGGUGGCCCUGCGUCCGCGACCAGGACGGAGAGAAACUACUCGCGGGGAAGGUGGAGAUGUCUCUGGAGGUAGUGACAGAACAAGAAGACGAGGAAAGACCAGCCGGACUAGGCCGAGAUGAGCCCAACAUGAACCCCCAUCUGGAGGAACCUCGGCGUCCCGAGACGUCCUUCCUGUGGUUCUCGUCGCCCUACAAGACGAUGCGCUUUAUCCUGUGGAGACGCUUCAAGUGCUUCAUUGUCCUUUUCUUCAUCCUCUUCCUCGUCCUCCUCUUCCUCGGCGUCUUCCUCUACUCCUUCCCGAACUACGCCGCCAUGAGGAUGGUCGGCCCGUUCGGACCGGCCCGAGUAUCCGAGUAA
Messenger RNA from Nerophis lumbriciformis (worm pipefish), 6417 nucleotides. The record is from RefSeq and is a predicted model, not a curated record. NCBI's taxonomy places the organism in Eukaryota, Metazoa, Chordata, Actinopteri, Syngnathiformes, Syngnathidae.